This is a messenger RNA of Closterium sp. Naga37s-1, 561 nucleotides long. Lineage: Eukaryota; Viridiplantae; Streptophyta; Zygnematophyceae; Desmidiales; Closteriaceae. The record is from the annotation of a GenBank genome assembly.
AUGGUGCUGCUGACGAUCAUCCGCAAGCUGAAGCGCAAGGAGCGCGAGAUGCGCAUCCUCAUGGUGGGGCUGGACAACGCGGGCAAGACAACGAUCGUGAUGCGAUUCAACGGCCAGGAUACGUCGCAGGUGGGGCCCACGCUGGGGUUCAGCAUCACCACCCUGCGCUACAAAGGGUUCAACCUGAACGUGUGGGACGUGGGUGGGCAGCGCACGCUGCGCGCGUACUGGCGCAACUACUUUGAGCGCACCGACGGACUCGUGUGGGUCGUCGACAGCUGCGACCGCCUCCGCCUCGCCGACUGCCGUGACGAGCUGCAGCGCGUGCUGCUGGAGGAGAGGCUGGCAGGCGCGUCUCUGCUGGUGCUGGCCAACAAGCAGGACCUGCCGGGCGCUCUCAGCACCGAGGAGAUGAGCGAGGUGCUGGGUCUGAAGGCCCUGGCGGAGGGCAGGCGGCACUGCCACCUCGUGCCCUGCAGUGCCAAGACUGGCGAGGGGGUGCUGGGGGGAUUCGAGUGGCUUGUGACUGACAUUGCCUCGCGGAUAUACAUGUUCGACUAG